CAUUUGCCAUUAUGGGCGAAGGCCGUGCACCAUGGCGCAUCUCGCAUGUUGCUUAUCUUCUCAUGACGUGAACAUGGUUCUCUGGCUCUGCCUUUGUCAGCCUUGCACUCCGAGAAAACACCAAUCUCGCUCCACGCAAUCUUGCGCAACAUUUUGCCUGGUGCUGGCAAAACAUUGACGCGCUUUUCAUUGGCUCAACCAUUGUCCUGAUCCAGUGACUUCGCAGCAUUUUUCCCACAAGAACAGAGAUCCGGAAAUCGUUUGUGUUGGUGACAAUGCUACAAGUUGCGCGGGAAACAACGCAGGCCCACGACAGCCGUUCAAGUCCAAUGCCGAACGGUCCCUUGAACCCGGUACUACAAAAAGGUGAGGUGUACUCCCUUCUCCUCCUUACUGGCGAGAUACUUGAAGAUACUCGUUCACAUUCAGCUUCGCGGCAGGCCCCUCGUCUCGUACCUGAUACCCUUGACUAUGAUUGCUUCCGCCCCAACCAACGUCUACACCCUUGCAGAGGGAGCUCCCCUGCCACGCAAUGACACUGCGGUGCAAGUUCGCAACAAGCACGGCGGAGGCCUCGUUCUCCUCCAGGACACGCAAUUGAUCGAGACACUGGCACACUUCGCUCGAGAACGGAUCCCCGAACGAGUCGUCCACGCCAAAGCGAUUGGCACUCGAGGAUACUUCCAGGUGACCCACGACAUCUCAGACAUCACAGACGCCGACUUUCUCAAUGGCAUCGGCAAGAAGACAGAAGUCGUCACCCGCAUCUCUACCGUCGGCCCAGAGUCCGGCUCAGCAGACACCAUCCGCGACGUUCAUGGAUGGGCCAUCAAGUUCAAAACAAACCAAGGCAACAAUGACUGGGUCUUCAACAACAUCCCCGUCUUCUUCGUCCGAGACCCAAUCAAAUUCCCUUCUCUGAACCGCUCACACAAGCGCCAUCCCGCCACCCACUCCACCGACGCCGACAUGUUCUGGGACUUCCACGUCAACGCUCCCGAGUCCGUUCACGCGUUGAUGUUCUUAUUCAGCGACCGUGGCACACCGGCCUCAUUGCGCAACAUCAACGCCUACUCCGGCCACACGUACAAAUUCACCAAGAAAGACGGCUCCUUCCACUAUGUCAAGAUCCAGAUCCAUGCCGACGCAGGGGUCAAAAAUCACACCGCCGCCGAAGCCACCCGUCUUGCCGGCACCGAUCCGGACUCUCUCACGCUGGACAUGUACAACGCCAUCGAAGCCGGCGACCACCCAAGCUACACCGUAUCCAUCCAGACGAUCCUACCGGGACCGGACGUCGCUUCUUGCCCCGUCAACAUCUUCGACAUGACCAAAGUCUGGCCGCACGCUCAAUACCCGCUGCGCCCGGUCGGCAAACUCGUUCUCGACCGCAAUCCCGUCAACUACUUCGCCGAGAUCGAGCAGGCGGCCUUCAGUCCCAGCACCAUGGUUCCCGGCAUUGAACCCAGCGCGGACCCGAUGCUCCAGGCCCGUAUGUUCGCGUACCCGGACGCCGCGCGCUACCGCUUGGGCGUGAAUUACCAAAUGCUACCGACCAACGCGGCCAAGAGCCCCGUGUACAUCCCCACCGAGCGAGAUGGGUCCAUGAACUUUGGCGCCAAUUACGGGGCGGACCCGAAUUACUUGCAUAGCGCGAUUCAACCCACGAAUUUUGUUUCCCAGCAGGAUCCUUCGUUCUUCUCGUCCGAGUACAAGCCCACAGAGGAGGAGAGUGUCACCGGAGGAAACCCCGUCGCUUUCCACAGCGAAGUCACCGACGAGGACUUCAAGCAGCCUGGCGCCUUGUGGAACGAUGUCAUGGGCAAGCAAGAAGGUGCCCAGGAGGCCUUCAUCUCCAAUAUCUCUGAACACAUUGCCGGCGUCAAGAGGGGCUGGCUGAGAGAGAAAGUGUUUGAAUUAUUCCGCCGUGUCCAACCGUCCCUUGGCGACAGGAUCGCCGAUGCCGUGAACAAGCUCGUCAAAGUAUGAGUGCGCACACAUAUAUAUACCCCGAAGUCUGCUUCAUCCACUACCAUUUUCGUUCAGGAAAGGGAGCGAGGCCGCUUUGAUCUGGCAGGUGAUGGAGCGUCGAGGAGGCCUGGCCGAGUACGGGGGAGCCACAAGGAGUGCUGCCCUGAUACCAAUGCAUAGAAGCCAGUCCGGGCUCAGGGGUCCCCUUUGGACCUUGGCUACAGUUGCCCAGCUGUGACCCUCCAUUUAUUUCAAGCCUGUUGCCUGGAGACUUUCGAACCGUUCGUCUAUCUCAAUCCUGUCAUAUACGACGAGUCCUCCUUUACAGACGAGACCAGCAUCUCUCAUGAUUCUUUACAAUCUAGAAGUGC
Molecule: messenger RNA, 2342 nt
Organism: Exophiala xenobiotica
Lineage: Eukaryota; Fungi; Ascomycota; Eurotiomycetes; Chaetothyriales; Herpotrichiellaceae
Exons: 2
Coding region: 472-1989 (505 amino acids)
Biological process (GO): response to hydrogen peroxide; hydrogen peroxide catabolic process
Cellular component (GO): mitochondrion; peroxisome; cytoplasm
Molecular function (GO): heme binding; catalase activity
Source: RefSeq, a predicted model, not a curated record